AUGUGUGCGCAUCCUGUCCCCAAAACAAAUUCUGGUGUUGUGAAUUCCACAGCCUUGCAGAUAGAAGCUGCGCCCCGAUGUGUAGAUGGACCAGAUGGCCGAGGCACUUGGAGCAUAUUAUACAGAUGUCUCUGUACAUUGCUGGCUUGCGUUUAUACAGCGAUUCAUCUUAACGUUCCACCCGAGAAUGAAGAAAAAGCUGCAGGGUUUGUAAGAAAAGUAAAGUGGAUAAUGAUCGCUCUAUUCGCAGCUGAAAUAGUGGUAUACACUGCCUUCGAGCAAUACUAUCUCGGCGUUCAAAGACAGAUCCAAAAGCUCCACCAAAUCGGACUUUGA
Molecule: messenger RNA, 336 nt
Organism: Sclerotinia sclerotiorum 1980 UF-70
Lineage: Eukaryota; Fungi; Ascomycota; Leotiomycetes; Helotiales; Sclerotiniaceae
Exons: 3
Coding region: 1-336 (111 amino acids)
Source: RefSeq, a predicted model, not a curated record